This is a messenger RNA of Aureobasidium melanogenum CBS 110374, 711 nucleotides long. RefSeq lists its product as uncharacterized. The transcript has 3 exons. The record is from RefSeq and is a predicted model, not a curated record. Lineage: Eukaryota; Fungi; Ascomycota; Dothideomycetes; Dothideales; Saccotheciaceae. Bases 1 to 711 code for a protein of 236 amino acids.
AUGUAUGUCACGACACAUCUCACCAGGACCUCUCUCCUACAUCCUUUUCUUCUGAUUAUCUUGAUCUGUGUCAGUACCACACUAGCCCAAGACUGGCAUUUCGUGGCCUUCACCACACCAGAAGGUCAAGAGUUCAUCAGUCAAUCUGGCAACAUGAUCGUCCCUCCCAUCCACGAAGCCGCGACAAACUAUCUCUGGCCCGGUCUGCAAAGCACCGACAAUUCUGGCGUAUAUCAAAAUGUUCUAGAUGGGAGAAGUGGCAGUUGGUGGUUUGGAAGUGGUUGGUGUUGUUCGAAUCCCAGUCUACCCUGGGGUGGUGGGUUUGGUGCUGAAGAAGGCGAUGUGUUGUUCUUCAACAAUACGCGUAAUGCAAAUGCCACCGAGUGGGUUAGUGUGAUUGAGAAGAAUUGCGGUGAAGCUUCUGCGACAAAUUCGUUCCCAAUUGCAGAUAAAGUCAUGAAUGAUGCACCUUUUGCCGCCGAGUUGUAUGGAGCUUGGGAUUUUGGCCCGCUUGUGUUCGAGGACGUUAUCUUGGGACUGAUUCGGGUCGCUCGCAAGAUUGCUACGGGCAGUGAUACAGGCUUCUGCACUGACAACCCUUGGAACUACAAUGGCGCGACGAAUGUCAGUGUUGUUGGUGUUCAGGCAACCGUGCAUACAGAUACAGUUACUUGCAGCAUUGAGAGUAUCACGCUUUGGGGGCCUGCAUGA